Notolabrus celidotus (New Zealand spotty) is the source of this 860-nucleotide messenger RNA. It is a transcript of the gene fam163b, whose product is annotated as protein FAM163B. The transcript is spliced from 2 exons. NCBI's taxonomy places the organism in Eukaryota, Metazoa, Chordata, Actinopteri, Labriformes, Labridae. The record is from RefSeq and is a predicted model, not a curated record. The coding region runs from base 18 to 587 and encodes 189 amino acids.
GAUGGAGAGGAUUUCGAAUGUCAGCCGGGACAGUGGUCAUCGCAGGAGGAAUUCUGGCUACAGUCAUCUUACUGACCAUCAUCGCUGUACUGUGUUUAUGUAGGUUGCAGUAUUACUGCUGUAAGAGGGAGGAGUCUGAGAAGGGGGGAGAGGAGGAACCAGAGCUCUCCAGCAUGUCGCCGUCGCGCCCCCUGGCUCUGCCCGCUCCCCCUUCGCCCCCGACACCGGAGCACUACCUUGAAGCGGAGCCAUUCCGUGAGCCGUUCCGAGAACCGGAGCCCUACACCCCCACCUUCCUCACCGAGGCCAACGGCCCGACCAGCUACUCCGCCACGCCGCCGCCGCCGCCUCGCAGGUGCCAACGCUCACAUGCCUUCUGCCCGUCCUGCGCUCGCUGCACACUGCCCUUCUACCUGCAGCACCCCGAGCGGCUGUGCAACGGCGGGCGCAGGAUAAGCUACAGGACUGUGCAGCAGGAGGACCUGGAGCUCCCCAUAGAUCUGGCCAGCUUCUACCAGAAGCUGAACCUUAUCCGCUCCGUCACAAUGAGGGAGGUGGUCACACACAGCGUCAGCACCGACGUCUAAGAGCGGACAGAGCGGAGGCAGCGCCGGGACUAAACCUUCAUUUAUACAAACAGCGCUGUCUCCAUUCUGUCUGCAGACACUCUUCUUCACAUGUCAGUGCCUGCUGUGCUGUGGGUGCAGCACAGCAGGCACUGACAUGAAACACACUGAGGGCUUUUAGCUAAUAUGGAACUUCUCCUGGCAGCCAUAUUGGACGUCUACAGCUCUGGAGCAAGUGCUAACGGCUGAAUGCACUUCUGUUCAGUCUGAUGGACUUGAACGACUCUGACUUGA